Messenger RNA from Purpureocillium takamizusanense, 4140 nucleotides. RefSeq lists its product as uncharacterized. Gene Ontology annotation, cellular component: cytoplasm; microtubule; membrane. The record is from RefSeq and is a predicted model, not a curated record. The transcript is spliced from 3 exons. Gene Ontology annotation, molecular function: microtubule binding; GTPase activity; GTP binding. Lineage: Eukaryota; Fungi; Ascomycota; Sordariomycetes; Hypocreales; Ophiocordycipitaceae. The coding region runs from base 788 to 3499 and encodes 903 amino acids.
CCCGGUACGGUAUCCGCAGGUGGAACACGCACGAGUGCCCUCGAGAUUGUGCGUCGGUCGGCAGGCACCCGCAUUUCAGGAAGACGCAAUGGCAGCCAUUCAUCUGCCCCUCAUCAGUCAACAGAGUUCGACUGGCAGCCGCAGAGGAGACAGUUGUGGCUGUGCCGGGUACAUACGAAAAGCAACUACCUUAGGUACCUAGGUAUUAACGAAGCAAUCGCGGCUGGAUGCCAUCACAUGCCGGGGCUCGCUCCCCAACAUGUAUGGAUUGUGGAAACGAAUCUAAUAAUAAGAGAAAAGCAUCGACGCUGAUGAAAGGCCUCCCUCCCGCCGACGUUGGACUUGUGCAAGUACAAAGUACGUACCUGGUACCUACCUAAAGCGCACAGCCACAGUUGCUGCGCCACACCACACAUACUUGCCGCUUUUGUGGCGCCCUCCGCCCCCCGAGAAGCGACAACAAGUCGACGACUCGACCGGCAUCCAUCCAUCCCCAACCCUCUUCGAUGGGGACCUGUUCUGGUGACGACAGCAAACCGGCCCCGUUCCUGGUGGCGCACACGGCACUAUCCUUGACCCUGCCAUCUAUGGCUUCUGCCUUGUCUUGUGUGCAUCGAGUCACACGCGUGGCUCGCCGCCGCGCAACUCGCCCCGUCCACGACGAGGCCGCCGGCCAUGGCGAAUCACGGCUCGGCCUCGGGCCGUAUAAAAGGGUGAUGACGACGGCCGCUCCGCGAACACGCAUGGCAUAACUGUCCCCCCUUCCUUCGUCCGUCACAUCCCUACCAUGGGCGCCUUGUUCGUCACCUCGCCCGCCAGCAGCACCACUCUCAUCUCGCGAGACGCUGCUGCCCAAGCCAUGUCCGCACCCUCCAUCGACGCCUCGCUCGACACGCAGGGCCUCGCCAGCGAACAGCGCGGCCUGCUCGAUCUCAUCGACAAGCUGCAGUUUGCCCAGCUCGACAAUGUGAAGCUGCCCCAGAUCGUCGUCGUCGGCGACCAGUCCGCCGGCAAGAGCUCCGUGCUCGAGGCCCUCACCGGCACGCCCUUCCCUCGCGACGCCGGCGCCUGCACGCGGUUCGCGACCGAAAUCCGUCUACGGAGAGCAAAGGAAGCGACGCUCAAAGUCUCCAUCAUCCCCGACAAGAAGCGCCCUUGGGCCGAGCAGGACAAGCUCCUGCGCUAUGGCGGCGACGUCACCGGCGACACGCCCUUUGACGCCAUGAUGCGGGACGCCACGGAGCUCAUCGCACCCCGCGAGAUGCCUGGUCGCUUCGCCGCCCGCGAUAUCCUCGUCGUCGACAAGAGCGGCCCGGACAUGCCUCUUCUGACCCUUGUCGAUUUGCCCGGCCUCGUCCGCGUCGCCAACCGCGACCAGUCCGAGGCCGACAUCCAGACCAUCGAGGCGCUCUCGGACCACUACAUGAAGAGCUCCCGCACCAUCAUCCUCGCCGUCAUUGGCGGCAACAACGACUACGUCCAGGCGCCCAUCCUCAAAAAGGCCCGCCACUUCGACCCCCGCGGCUCCCGCACCAUCGGCGUCCUCACCAAGCCCGACAUGACGGAGCGCAUCGGCCUCGAGGCCAAGUUCCUCGAGCUCGUUGCCAACAAGGACCGCGAGAACAACUUCAAGCUCGGCUGGUUCGUCCUCCUCAACCCGGGCCCCGGCGAGCAGUGGCUGGCGCCCGAGGAGCGCGCCGCCCGCGAGGCCGACUUCUUCACCCGCGGUCGCUGGUCCGCCCUCCCGCCGCAAAUGUGGGGGAUCGCCUCGUUGCGCCAGACGCUCAGCACGCAGCUGCAGCGGCACAUUGGCCGUCACGUCAAGACUCUGCGCCGCCAGAUCCAACAGGCCCUAGAGCGCUGCGACGGCCAGCUGCGCGCCAUGGGCUCCGCCAAGGACACGGUCGAGGAGAUGCGCUUCGAGAUGGGCGAGCUCUUCACCGGGUCCAACAACCUCGUCACGCCCGCCGUCAACGGCAACUACAAGAACCCCUUUGGCGAGAGGUUCUUUGCCCGGCAGUCGAGCCCGCGAGGCACGCCGCCGCACAAGCUGCGCGCCCGCGUCCGUGAGGAGAGCGAGCGCUUCGCCCGGCAGUUUCGCCAGCACGGGCGUCGCAUCAACUUUUCCGUCUCGCCCACCACCACCGGCAACAGCUCAGACAGCGAUGGUGGCAACGGCGGCAGCAGCAUCAGCAGUAACAACCUGCUGCCCCCCGGGGGCCUCGUCGGCGGCCAGAGCAAGCGCGACUUUGCGCUCAACGAGGUCGAGCCUCUGCUGCGGCAGAUUCGCGGCAACGAACUGCCGCUCGACUCGAACCCGCGCGCGCCCUACAUCCUCUUCCAAGACUACUCGCGCAACUGGCCGGUGCUGGCGCAGGAGUACAAGGACAACCUGGGCGUCAUCUGCAACGAGUUCCUGGCCGAGGUCAUCGACCACGUGUGGCCGCUGCGCAUGCGCGACCCGCUGCGCUACCACUUCCUCGAGGUCAAGAUGCGCGAGCUCAUGGACGGCGCCGAGGCGGAGCUCGCGCGCCUCACCGACGACAUGGAGCUCGAGGUGCAGCCCUACGACCCCGAGUACGAGGAGCGCCUCAUCCGCUGGCGCGCCGAGGCCACGGCCGACGGCGGCUCCUACACCGAGGCCGAGGAGGUGCUCGAGAAGAUGCUCAUCUACUACGACCUCACGGCCCGCAUCUUCACCCGCAAUGUCAUCACGCAGGUCGUCGAGCGCCACCUGCUGCUCGGCAUGCUGCGCCUCUUCAACCCCGUCGAGAUCCUGCGCAUGCCCGACAAGACGGUCGAGUCCAUUGCCGCCGAGAACAAGGAGACGCGGGAGCGCCGCACCGCUCUCCGGGCGCAGAAAAAGGCCAUCGAGGAGGCCCGCAGCAUCUGCGCCGGCCUCGCCAUGCGCAGCGAUCUGCGCGCCUCGUACGGCGACGACGGCGACUCGGACGAGUACGUCGCGACCGACGACGAAGAUGCCCAGCAGAAGCAGCAGCUGAACCGCACCGCGUCCCAUCGUCGCUCCGUCGCCUCGUCCAACCACAACUCCAGCGGCGGCGGCGGCCCACGCAGCGAUUCCGUCCGUCGCCCCGUGCCCAGCCAAAACCGUCCCCAUCGCCCGACCCUCGACACCGCCGAGGGAGGUCUCAGCCAGCGCACGCCCGCUGCGCCCCCGCAAGAGUCGCGGCACACCACGCACGGCAGCGUAAGCUAUGCCGACGUCCCCAACCAUCAGCAUCAGCAGCAGCCGCGUGAGUGGGACUCGGCGUACUACGCCACUGCCGCCAGCAGCAGCACCACGCAGCAGGCACCCGGCCACGCUCCCCCGCCGCCGCCACCUCCCCGCCCCCAAAAAGUGGGCUUCGACGACGCGCCGGAUCGGUACUACGACACGGCAGCAACGCAGCGAGGUGAUGGUGCCGCAUCCCCUGGCCAGACGAGGCGGGAGAGCGCGCGGUCGCGGCUGACGUCGGCCAUGAGACUUGGCUCCUCGUGAGGCAUGAGCGUGGUUGGCGGAUAGUCGCAUGAGUCCAAUGUUCGGAGUUUUGAGGCGUGAUCAUGUAUAUACCAGAGAGUACUGCGUCCAUUUGGCUGGAUUGGGGUUCAUCAUCUGUCACGAUAACGGCCUGGCUCAGGCGUGGAAUCGGCAUCAUGUAAUCUAGAUGGUGUAGAGAAUUCUUUCUCAAUACCAUUGAUGGCAAAGCAAGUAUCUAAGCUGCCAAGAUGGAAUGAACAGCACCCCACGACUCCACCAGCGUCACGAGUCCUGCUCGACAAUAGACCGCAGCCUGCCAUGCAGCUCCGCCUGGUGUGAUCUACCUUGUGCGUCUCUGUAAUUCUCCAAGACCUCGCGCCUCAUCACCCGCCGCGGCGCCCUCCGGCCCGUAAACAGCUCGAACUGCGCGAAGCCCUGCUCCGGUAGCAGGUCUAGGCCGUCCAUGGCGACCCAGCCGCGCGAGGCGGCGUUGCGCGCCUGUGCUAGCAGGGGCGUGUUGAGCGUCUUGUACCCGAGCUCGAUGACGACGCCACCGGUCUGGUGGCCGAGCCAUUGCGCGGGAAGCUUGAAUUCGGGUGACGGGGUACUUCCGAUGGGGUGGGUAGGGAUGCAGGAGAUGAUAAUGGACGGCAGCCGACAGU